AAUGUCUUCUUUAUUCAGUUUUUUUUUCUCUUUUCAAAUGUCCCUACAAUAAUAUCACACUCAGCCAUCAUAGUUAAUGCUGGAUACUGGGAUGACUGACCUUAUUGUGAUAAGACAAAUACUGUUUUAUUGACAAAUACUACUGCAGUAUAAUCCAUCUGAAGACAAACGUCCGGGAUACAAAACAACAACAACAACAACAACAAAUAUUUCAGUGUUUCCAGCUCCUCACCGACGGCCACCACUUGUUGAAACGUCAGACUCCAUCUCUCCUGUACGGGGUAAGGGAGGUUCGGACGUACUCCGUCACAUCCUCUGUCCUUAUAUGGGCAUGAAGUUUACACGCAGCGGGGAAUCCUCUCAGUGGAGCUGAUGAAUGGGGAGGAGGGCCGAGGGAGCCGCCGGAGUGUAUAUAAGGAGAAAGGGAGGAAGCCACAGCAAGCAAAAAGCCUUCCAACCGAGGAGCAGAAACGGAGAGGAUUUAAUCUUUAAUUGCUUCAUUUUAUACACACACACACACACAUACACACUUUUGGACACAGAUCUAUUUGGAUCAUUUGUGGAAAUUUGUCUGGAAGAAGAAGAAGAAGAAGAAGAAGCCAGUGAUCCGUUGAAUCUGAAUUCACGUCUUCCCUGUAUUUUCUCUGGAAGAAGACACGGACUCACGAGUUGAUCAUUAUGUUGAACAAUAUGGAUUUGAACGCGAAAGAUUCUUUUUACCCUCAGUUUGACAAUUGCAACAGUUCUUCUCUGGGAAUGGAAAACAGCGCACGGAAAGACAACCAGGACGUGUACGUCGACGCUGAGCGCGGGGUACCUGCCCAGUUUGGCCACGAAGGAGCACCUGUAACCCUCAAAACCGAAGCUUCCAACUCAGAAUAUGCGUUUAACCCGUGUGAGUGCCCGAAAGACACCUACACCCCGUCGUCGCUCGCCUACUCCGGCAGUUUCUAUGUUGAGGCAUCUCAGGGAGCGCCGUGCAGCACCGAAACACUGCUCAACAUGAUCACGGAGAUCGUGGGCAUUUCCACAACGCCGAUUUCUGAGGCGCAAGCGAACGCCAACAGUCGAGGAACUUAUGCCUCGCCCGCGCCGAUGGACAGCAGCAGCAAUGGCGAUUUUGGAGACAGCGGUGUCAGAAGUCAGUCCUACAUCUGCUCCGGACCCAGUCCCCCCGUUUACACCACGGAACAGUCAUGCCAUAGAUUCGCUGAUGCUCAGGCCCAAGACCCGUCCACCUCCCAGCUCAGCUUCGGCUCCUCUGGAGCUCCGAACCAGAAGAAGGCUGAACCAAAAUCAGAGGCCGCGUCUUUUCCUGUGGUGAUCAAAAAUGAGUUCGAGAGCAGCUGCUACGAGUGGGGGACAUUCAGUAAGUCCACCUGCCUGGAGAGCAGCUUCCAGACAGAAACCUUCCCCUUGUCAAAUGACUUCCCCCCGGAUCAGCAAAUGGAUGUAAAGGAACUUUUGGACACGUUCCCCCCGAUCUGUCCCAACCCGGAGAUGGAAUUUAAAGUGGAGGGGGGCAUCAAGCAGGAGCCGUGUUUCUCUGACACCUGUUCCCAGAACUACUCCAGCCCCCUCUACAAUAAUUACCUCCCCCCGCCCCCCAUGGGCCUCUCCUCUAACCUCAAACCCUUUCCCGAACCUCCACAGACGUCCAAUCAAGCCGACUCCUUGUACGCCUCCCCGGCUCUACCCAGUACCAUUGACUCCAUCCUGUACUCUUCCCUGUUGCCGGAUUCCUUUGCCCAAAGUUACACGACCCGUGUGACCAAGCCCCCCAGGGCCAGGAAGAGCGCGGCCGCCUCGCACGGCCCAGCCAAGGAGAAGCCCUUCACCUGCCCCAUGGACAACUGCGACCGGCGCUUCUCACGCUCGGACGAGCUCAACCGGCACAUUCGCAUCCACACGGGACACAAACCCUUCCAGUGCCGCAUCUGUUUGCGCAGCUUCAGCCGUAGUGACCACCUCACCACCCACACCAGGACUCACACCGGAGAGAAGCCCUUCUCCUGCGACGUGUGCGGCAAAAGAUUUGCCCGCAGCGACGAGAGGAAACGGCACGGCCGCGUGCACCAGAAACAGAAGGAGAAAAUGGAAGUAAAGCCUCAGGUGAGCGCCGCCCCCUGGCCAUUCACUCUCCCUGAGGGGAUUUGAAGACACUUCCGUCAUGUGUUCGUCUAUACAACGAUAGGAUCUUUCCGUCUUGGAAGACAAGUCAGCUGACUACAACUUGUCAGAGUCGGUCUGACUUCGAGGCAUGAAGAGGUUUUUUUUUCUUUUUUUUUUUCUUUUUUUUCGUGUUUGAGGAGCAGAGAGGAGGAGGAGGAGGAGGAGGAGGAAGCGGAGGCUGCGUCAGCCAUGCUGCCUGUUGCUGAUGCUGCAGACUUCAGACAUAAGUCACAAAAAGUCGGUUAACAGACCAAUAGUGACUGUCGCCACUGAGCGUCGGUGGGAAAUAAACCUCUGCCCCGGCUUUUGCAUGACUGCUGUUCAGCACCUCUCCACAUGGACAGCUCCUUCUUCCCAUCCGCCUGUGACGACGGAGGGAUUGCACUUAAACAGAUGUUUUAAAAAACGCCAUUUAAGAUUCUUCUUUUCUGCUUCUAGGAUUCUUAGAGCAACGCUUUGGACUCGGUUCCUGAAUUGCAUGUCCGUACCAGUGUUUUUUUUUGUUUUUUUUUGCUUCCCUUGCUUCCUGGAGUAUCGACCACUGCCAAGGCAUUCUUGGGCUUCACAGUGGAAGUCAUUGACAUGAAUGUAGGCUGACAUUGAAACGGCUGUGGCCGUGAAGCUGUUCAUCCUCUUGAUCAGAUUUAUUGUUUCUUGUUUUUUUUCUUCCUCUCAGUUCAUCUGACGUCAGUUAACUGUCACUGGUCUUGGUGUUGUGUUCCAGUUUCUUUGAAUUGUGAAAGCUUAUAUCAUAAAUGGAAAAAUAAAUAUAUUUGUAUUACUGUACUUCUUUGUAUUUUUAUAGAUAAGUAUUUUACAUUUAGCACAAUUUCAGUGUCAUUUCUGACGUGAAAUGUAUUUGGAAUAAUCAAUAAUGUCUUGUUUUUGAGGGCUAUAUUCUACUAAUACACUGUUUUAAACGUUACAAUUUGAUAUCAAACAUUUUCACACGAGGCGUCGGUUUGACGAGUCCGUUCAGCUACGAGUUACUUCUGGUCCAGACUUGAAAAAAACAAACAAACAAAGUGAUCAGAAUUGACGGUAUUUGUUGUUGUACAGACGUUCUGUUGUAGACGAAAUAGUUUCAAAGUUUGUAAAUAAUUUUGUUAAUUUUGAGUUAGAAAUGACUAGUACAUCAGUAAAAACAUUGCUUUUGAGUAAUCAGGUAGCACACAUUGCUGCAAGUUUUGUAGAUUCUAACUGAUACGGGAGGGUUUGACGGCUGGUAUAUUUUAUUUUAUGAAUGAGUGAAUGUGGAAGUGUUGAUUUGAACAAAGACUUUAAGGACUCGAGGGAGACUUUGGUGAACUGUCACCAACAUGGUAUUGCAAAAAGUGAUAACACUCGCCUUAAGUUAUAUUAACUGUUAACGACUUUUUGUACAUACAAUGUUUCUACAAUACUUUAAAUUAAUAUCGAUGUUGUUAUUUUUAUGAAAAAUUUAUUGAAAAAUAAACACUUUCUGCCAGAGCUCCUGUCUCUCGUGUGUGAUUCAGGUGCUGACCCUGACCCUUGUUCACCUCCUGUCCUGUCACACUGCUGCUGCUGCUGCUGCUGC
Molecule: messenger RNA, 3730 nt
Organism: Cynoglossus semilaevis (tongue sole)
Lineage: Eukaryota; Metazoa; Chordata; Actinopteri; Pleuronectiformes; Cynoglossidae
Product: E3 SUMO-protein ligase EGR2
Exons: 2
Coding region: 679-2157 (492 amino acids)
Biological process (GO): regulation of transcription by RNA polymerase II
Molecular function (GO): RNA polymerase II cis-regulatory region sequence-specific DNA binding; DNA-binding transcription factor activity, RNA polymerase II-specific
Source: RefSeq, a predicted model, not a curated record